Callorhinchus milii (elephant shark) is the source of this 3638-nucleotide messenger RNA. It is a transcript of the gene man2c1, whose product is annotated as mannosidase, alpha, class 2C, member 1. NCBI's taxonomy places the organism in Eukaryota, Metazoa, Chordata, Chondrichthyes, Chimaeriformes, Callorhinchidae. Gene Ontology annotation, molecular function: carbohydrate binding; alpha-mannosidase activity. The coding region runs from base 34 to 3126 and encodes 1030 amino acids. The record is from RefSeq and is a predicted model, not a curated record. The transcript is spliced from 26 exons. Gene Ontology annotation, biological process: oligosaccharide catabolic process; mannose metabolic process.
CUCGGGGGGACGGGGAGGUGGCGGACCGCGGUCAUGGCGGCCUUUGUAGCAAAGAACCGGCGCACGACGCUGGAGCGCGCCGAGAAGUUCGUCUCGCCGCUCUACUUCACCGACGUCAACCUGCGGGGCCGGCUGUUUGGUGCUCGCUGUCCUGUGGAUUCUCUCUCGUAUUUCCUGACACCAUCACGUAUACCAUAUGAAGAGGCAGUGAAAAGAGACUUCAAAGCUGCUAAAGUUGGAGAUUCAUUUGGUCCCACAUGGUGGACGGCCUGGUUCAAGGUAACACUGAACAUCCCGAAGGAUUGGGAGGGCAGCGAGGUGCACUUUGUGUGGGAGAGCGAGGGUGAAGGGCUGAUAUGGAGGAACAACACUCCGAUACAGGGCCUGACAACAGAAGGGGAGAAGACGAGCUACAUCCUGACAGACAAUCUGACCCAGGAGGAGCCGCACAGCCUGGAGCUGUAUGUGGAGCUGGCCUGCAAUGGAUUGUUUGGAGCAGGUCAGGGCACAACGAUCUCCCCGCCAGACCCUGACCGUAAAUUCACUCUCCACAAGGCCGAGCUGGUCGUCUUCAACAGAGGAGCUUAUGAACUGCUGGUCGACUUUGAGAUCCUCACCGAUAUGACGAAGCUCCUCGGACCCGAGGACCAGCGGAGUUACCAGGCGCUGUACACAGCCAACCAGAUGGUGAACGCUUGCGAUGUGACGAAGCCCAGCACCUUCCCCCAAGCCCACAUUAUGGCCAGGACUUUCUUCCAUCAGCGGAACGGGGAGAGCCAGCACACUGUGCACGCCAUGGGGCACUGCCACAUCGACACAGCUUGGCUGUGGCCGUAUGAGGAGACUAUUCGCAAGUGUGCCCGCAGUUGGAUAUCUACUGUGCGUCUGAUGGAGAAAAACCCGAGCUUCACUUUCACCUGCUCACAGGCACAGCAGCUGGAGUGGGUGAAGAGCUGGUAUCCGGGCCUGUACACACAGAUCCAGGAGUUUGCCCGCAAAGGCCAGUUUAUCCCUGUUGGAGGCAGCUGGGUGGAAAUGGACGGGAACCUGCCCUCUGGCGAGGCGAUGGUGCGUCAGUUCCUCCAGGGGCAAAGAUUCUUCCAGCAGGAGUUUGGGAGAAAGUGCUGUGAGUUCUGGUUGCCAGACACGUUUGGCUAUUCGGCUCAGCUGCCACAGAUCAUGCAGGGAAGUGGCAUCAAACGUUUCCUGACACAGAAGCUCAGCUGGAACCUGGUGAACGAGUUCCCGCACAACACAUUCUUCUGGGAGGGCAUCGAUGGCUCCAGGGUCCUGACACAUUUUCCGCCCGGGAAUUCUUAUGAAAUGAAGUGUAAAGUGGAGGAUUUGCUGAAUACUGUUAGAAAUAACAAGGACAAAGGCCGUGUGAAUGACAGUGCCCUGUUGUUUGGGUUUGGCGAUGGGGGAGGUGGACCUACACAGAAGAUGUUGGAUCGGCUGCAGAGAAUGCAGGACACCGACGGGCUCCCCAGGGUAAAACUCUCCACCCCAGAGAUCUUUUUCUCAACAUUAGAAGCUGAUACCACGAUGCUGUGUAGCUGGAUUGGGGAACUCUUCCUGGAAUUACACAAUGGCUCCUACACCUCACAAGCAAAGAUUAAGCAGGGCAAUCGUGAAUGUGAGUGUAUCCUUCACAAUGUUGAAGUGAUAAGCAGCCUGGCGUGGGCCCAGAAAUGCAGUUUCCAGUAUCCAAGCUCCCAGCUGCAGCACCUUUGGAGGCUGUUGCUGCUCAAUCAGUUCCACGAUGUGUUGCCUGGAACUUGUAUUCAGACUGUGGUGGAAGAUGCUGUGAGGUAUUACGAAGAGAUCCGGAGCAGCGGGAAUCAGCUGCUGAAAGAUGCCAUUCAGUGUCUGCUGGGGGUGUCUGCCCAGGAGAGCAGCAGCAACAGUAACGUGCUCAACACCUUGUCGUGGGAACGCACUGAGGUCGUCUCAAUGCCUCGACUAGCAGGGGAGGAGGUUCUCGCUCUCGUAACUGUUCCUAGUGUGGGUUUCGCUACAGUCAUCAAACCUCUCGUCCCAAAACAUCCAGUCAUUGUAACUCCACAGGAAGGUGACUGUGUAGUUAUGGAGAAUGGAAUUCUCAAGGUCAAGUUGGAUUCCAUGGGGCGACUGACAUCACUUUUGCUCCUGAGUUCUAACAGGGAAACGAUUCGUCAGGGUUGCCUCGGUAACCAGUUUGUCAUGUUUGAUGAUGUUCCGCUGUACUGGGAUGCCUGGGAUGUCAUGGACUAUCACUUAGAAACAAGGAAGCCAGUCUCACAAGUGUGGAAACCGCUGGAGGUGGUGUGUUCGGGUGGAGUCAGGGGAAGUGUGAUGGUGUCUAUCCACAUCAGUGAUCAGAGUACAAUCCGCCAGGAAAUCAUUCUGGACGCAUGCUGUCCCUACCUGAAGUUCAAAACCGAGGUGGAGUGGCACGAAGCUCACCAGUUUCUGAAGGUGGAGUUCCCCACUACAGUGCACAGUCACAGCGCCACAUACGAGAUCCAGUUUGGACACUUGCAGCGACCGACACACUGGAACACAUCGUGGGAUUGGGCGCGCUUUGAGGUCUGGGGGCACAAGUGGGCAGACUUGUCGGAGCAUGGCUUUGGUGUGGCGUUGCUCAAUGACUGCAAAUAUGGCUACUCAGUGCACAGAAACACAAUGGCACUUUCACUACUGAGAGCUCCAAAAGCACCAGAUGCCACUGCUGAUCUGGGACAUCAUCAUUUCACAUAUGCCAUCAUGCCCCACAAAGGUUCUUUCCAGGAGGCUGGUGCCAUUCAGUGUGCUUACAACAUCAACUACCCUCUGCACAUUGUCCCUGCUGACCCCAACCUCAGCACGCCCAGCUCCUGGAGUGCCUUCUCUGUUCAGUCUCCUGCUGUCAUUCUGGAGACUAUUAAACAGGCUGAAGAGAAGGACAAUGUGCUGGUGGUCAGAUUGUAUGAAGCACAUGGUAGCACAGUGGUCACAUGGCUACAUACUGCAGUUCCAGUUAAAGCAGCAAUCUGGUGUGAUCUUCUUGAGCGGCCCUUACCUGGGGAGCCUGUGCGAGCCACUGACUUUCAGAUCGAGAUGUCUUUCACUCCAUUUCAGAUCCGCUCUCUCCUGCUCACCCUCUGAUGUGUUCCCACAGACUUACUUAAUGAGCUUACCUGAUGUGAUGCCUCUUUAGAAUAUCAAUGAAAUAGUUUCAAAUGAAUCCCAAUCAAGCAGCACAAAUCUCCACCCUGGAAUCAGGCUGCAGAAAUGUAAGUGUACAAGCACCAUUUGCAGAGCCAGUGGUUUGACCCAGGCAAGGCCCUUUUACAUGUGUGGUGUGAGUGUGUGCGUGUGCUAUGUGACCAGUUUGAUCCAGAACAAGCCCAGCACUGCAGGGAACAGGUGAGGCUGAGGACUGCAAUGCAUAGAAGUGAAUCAGAUAAUUGCACUGUCACCCACCUCGCUCCCUCUCACCAAUUGCUCCAAACAAGCAGCUGGGUUCGAAGGCAAUAUCAAAUCCAGCCUCUUGUUGAAGGUUUUUAAUGCAGGUCGAUUAUGGGGGGUGGGGAUAAGAUGGUAAGACAGAGAUCAACAUGCUGUGGUAACCCAGGCUGCCCCUCGUGUAGGGGCCACACACACCAUUUCCAAUUUGG